CAUCAGGAGAAAACUGGCCCUCCAACAUGGCAGAAGCAUUUUGCAUGAAAGUGGCAAUCUGUGAGGAUUACCCAGUUUGAGGGCUAAAAAGGAUACUGUAGCUUGGGUGCUUACUUUGACUCAAGGCAGAAGUGAAGACAUGGGCUCCGUUUCUAACCAGGAAUUCCCAGGAGUUUGUAAGACCGAAGAGGACGAAGGACCGAGCACCGAGGAGGACUCCCAGACUAUUCAUGGGGUCGGCGUGUGCAAGUGGUUCAACGUCCGCAUGGGCUUCGGGUUCCUGUCCAUGACCAGCCGAGAGGGAGUGCCACUGGACGAACCGGUUGAUGUGUUUGUUCAUCAAAGCAAGUUGCACAUGGAAGGCUUUCGCAGCCUAAAGGAAGGCGAGGCAGUUGAGUUUACCUUCAAAAAGUCUUCAAAGGGCCUGGAGUCACAGCGAGUGACCGGACCAGGUGGCAUCCACUGUGUGGGAAGUGAACGGAGACCCAAAGGCAAGAAGGUCCAGAAGCGACGUUCAAAGGGAGACAGGUGCUACAACUGUGGAGGCCUGGACCAUCAUGCCAAAGAAUGCAAGUUACCACCACAGCCCAAGAAGUGCCAUUUCUGCCAGAGCAUCGACCACAUGGUUGCCAACUGCCCAGUAAAAGCACAACAGUCCUCACCGGGUUCUCAGGGAAAACCGUCCCCCUCAAAAGAGGAGGAGGAGGAGCACAUGGCAUCGGCUCCUGAGACCUCUGAUUAAGUCGGAGGUUGGGCAUUAUUGACGCCGGGGAAGCACAGAGGCCAAUCAAAUUACUUUGAUGGGAGGGAUGGGACACAUGGUCCUAGUCUGCCUGUCAAAGCUGCUUUUGGAACUACCUCAGGUUAAAGAAUUACUGAUGAAGAAUGUUGCUGAAGGUUUUUUUCUUUUGAUUGUUUUCAUUUGGUGUUACACUCAGGAAUACUGCCGUAUUAUUGCACUCAGAACGCUUUCUAAAUGUUUGAAUCACUGCUAGUAUUUCAGGGAACAGAGAUUUUAGUUAGCAAUUGCCAUUCAACAGAUUAUCUUGAUGAUUUUUAUUGGACUUUGUUUUUUUUAUGCACCACUCUACCUCUCCUAUGGGCAUUAUACCUCUUUUUGCAGAAUAUUCAUUCAGUUUGUUACGUACAGAGCUACACUUUUGCUGCCUUAUGCUAAAGUUUCCUAUGAGACUGUUACACCUCAUUAUCCAACAAGGCAGAGCGUAACCGAUAGUACCUCUGCGAUGAAUGUUAGAUCGUACAUAGCAUGGAAAAUGGGAGGGUUUGUAAAAAAACAUGGGAUGGGAUUUAUGGUAUAGCUGCAGGCUACGUAUUGGCAUCUGCCAAUACGGCAAUUGACCAUCCAGUAAUCCUGGGGCCAAAUGAAUGUCAGACUAGAAGUGGUUUCCAGCUUUUGGUCACUUAUUUUUCUUUAGUAAUUACAUUAUUUCUAUCCAGUAUUUUGCUGGUGCAGUCUACCUCAAUGGUGCAUAUUUGCCCUGCGACUUCAACCAUCAUUCCUACUGUUGAUGGUAAACAGGUAUUCUUAAGAUACAGUUUUGAAGACUGAGAUUUGAAUAGGGAUUAGAUCAUUAUUUUUGCACUACUGUACAGCAUAAAGACAGCAUUGCCAUGAACCCUUGGUUUGGUCGGACACUCAAAUCUGUUUACUCUAGUGGUGCAAUGGAUCACAAACACAGUGACAGAUUUUUCCACAGACCAGAUUAGCCAAAAACACAAAGAAAGAGAGAAAGAAAGAAAGAAAAGGAAAAAAGGGGUCUUCGUUUAAAAAUUUCUCCUUCCUGGCCAACCAACUCAACUCUGCAUUUGAAUAGCAUCAACAUGUGGGCACACAUUGGCUGCUGCAGUGAGUGUUGUGUAACUCAAAUCAAACUAACAUGUUCCUGUGUGACCACCUGCUGAUAUCUGCUUACUUGAUACAGUCUUGAUUGAUAUUUGACAUAAAUAUGUGGAUCACAUGUGGCCUUUACUGUAGGGGUUGAUCCAAACAGAUCACACAUCAACUGAUCAUUGCACCACUAGUUGAACUAUAAUGACAUCAAGCAUGGAUGGGAUCUAGUGAUCUGUCCAGCUUUAGUAAGUGAUUUGGUGCUGUUUUUGUUCUAUUAGACCAUACUAUAUCACAGCUGUUGUCUGAUGCUUGGCAGGAACAAGCUAGAUUUUACUAUUCACAUUGUCUAACAUGAGUAAGCCUGUGUUUUAAUUUCUAUGGCAAAUGUGACUGGUUCUCUUUGUGUUAGUAGGUUGUCAGAGUUAGAUCUGACAAGAGUCAGGUCAGGCCAGUCACAGCGAUGGAUACCAGCGAAUAAAUACCAGGCCAUUUAUUUGCUGGUAUUCAGUCGCCCAGAGUGGGCAGCACACAACAAUUUUGACCACACAACGCUUCUGACCACCUUAACAGUUUUGCGUUUUUUGUUUUUUUUUUUAAAUUGGCUACUGUGUGAAAUUCUGCUACUUAACAAUUUCCUCAUCUUUGGUUUGAUAGAAGUACAAACUAUGUGAUACUGAAUACAACAAAUAUACCUCAAUACUUCAAAGCAGAUACUUGAUCUGGACUGAGUUACUGGGGUCCAGCUAGCUCUCCUCUUAAUACUUGAAUAUGAUAAGGCAAAAUCAGCUAUGAUGUUGUCAGUGGGAAGGCUGGUGUUUGUUUAUAUCCAGUGUGAUCUGUUAUCUAGGUAGUUAUUUAAGACAUUACCUCCCUAUAACCCUUAGUAGGGUUGUAGCUCAGGAACACCAAGCCUGCAUGGAGGAGCAUGUAGAACUAGCUAGCUAAUCAGCAUUUUACUCCCGUUUUACAGGAGAAGCUGAGAACUAUAACACCCAAUUAAUAUAUAUGUAAAAUUAAUCUAAAGCCUUUUUUAAUCAUAAUUCUUAUUUAUUUUCAUUCAAGAGUGCUGCAGCUUCUCCUUCUGCUCAUGUUGAAGCCUCUCAGCAGUGAACGAAUUACUAAACAUUGAAAAACCAUCAAGUGUCAUUCAUAGCUCAGAUGACUUCUGGAUAUAUUUGGGUAAAAGCUAUUUAAACAUCAAGGUACUUCUCCGUAUUUCUUUGUACAUACGUGCUUGAUAAAUCAUUGCCCUCAACAGUCAUUUGAUGCAGUAUAAAUACAGUGAAAUCACACCAUGCAAGUUACAAAUAGAAAAUACUGUGCAAGUGCAAAGUAUUUAGAGGACUGACUUAAACUGUGAGUUUUUUCUUUAAUUCUGUUUUUUUAGCUUUGUUUUUUAUGUCUCUACGAAGACAGGUCUAAUGUUAUUUCUAUCUAUGCCAAAACCAAUGCAAUAUUACUCUGCACUAAUCAUGUGUAAGAUGCAUUAAUAAGUUUUUAUAUUCAGUUUGAUCUCUUUUGACUAUAUGUUCAAUAUCAGAUUUUUUUCUCUUUUUAUAUUUUAAUGAAACUACAGUCAGUUGCUGGUUUGAAAAAAAAAAUCUUCACUCUUAUGGCUCAUCUCAGGAAUUGUCAAUCUGAAAUCUCAGGGAAUUCUUCAGAUUGACUUGAUAGAGUCGAGGAGUGUUUACUCAAGAAAGCAGGGACUGAAUUCUCAUCUGAACAAUGUGAAGCAUACAUUUAUACCAAAAGAAAAAAAAAAUACAAAAGAUUGUAAACAGUUAUGAGAUUUACAUGCUGACUCUUUGUCAACUGUCCAUGCAAACAGCGUGGGAAUUAUGAUAUUGAUAUUUUCUUCUGCUUUACAUAACUUGCCAUGAUAUGAUAUGAAGAAAAUGUUCCACUAUAAUUGUUUUGUUUCCUCUUUAAUCGUUGUAGAUGGGGAUGUAGUAGAAUAUUAUUAAAGGGAUUGGGGCUAGUAGUAUAUAAUCUGGGGUUGUCUCAUCUCAAUACAUGGCUGAUACUUGGUGAUUCAGACUAUCAAUGCUUGUGACAAAAAGAAUGUGUCAUGGUUGAUUUCACACUCAAAUAUUAUUGGUUGCACACUCUCUUAGGUGUUUUUUGUAAUGUUCCAAGAAAACCCUGUUUUGACAAUUGAACUGAGAAAUAAUGACAGAAAAUUUUGAGUAAGUGCUCCAAUUACAUAGAAUAAUUAACCUGUUUAUGGAUCUUUAUUUUUCAUCCAGCACUAUUAAUUUCUGUUCCUGUAUAUCCACAUUUUCCUCUUUCUAUAUCUCAAGACAAGGUUGACAUGACACAAAAGAAAGAUUUUGUUAAUAAAUCUCUCUUUAAAAUCUCCAGAAAUCAUCAACUUAUUCAAUCAACCACCAAAUUCUUUGUUGGCUUUUGACAGCCACUAUUUAGAUAAAGGUUGAAUGAAAGUGUUGUGAUGUUUGCAACAUUCUGCUGUUACUAAUAAUGUUUUCAAAUUGUUGUUUGGAAACUAAAGUCCUUGAAAGACAUUCUGGAUACAACAACCCAGUUUGACCCCUCAGUGAUGUUGCUGUGAUUUAAUUGUCGGGUAUUAGAUGGGUUAGAUAUUCCUUGAAAUCCAAGGACAUGUAAGUGCUCAGGGUAACAUUUAAAGCACAUCAAAGAAUUCUGUAUCACCUUUUUAUUUACAUGUGCUUUAUAUGGUACAUCUUGUUUGUGACCAUCAGCCAUUUUAUUCGUGAUGCUUUAUUUUUAAGGAUAAAUGGCUUGAGAAACUUCCAAAAGAAUGUGCAUUUAUUACUGAUGAAUGUAUUGAUUGUUUACUGCCAUAAAACUUCAACUAUCUUGAUCUAUGUUAUCUUGAUUUUACUGGCUAGUUUGUCAAUGAUGAGCAGCAUGUAGGCUUUUCAAAGUAUUAUUGUGAUUAUGUUUCUAUAUGUAAAGAUCUACUCCAUUUCCUAGUAAAUAUUUCAAUAAUCA
Cheilinus undulatus (humphead wrasse) is the source of this 4825-nucleotide messenger RNA. It is a transcript of the gene lin28aa, whose product is annotated as lin-28 homolog Aa. The record is from RefSeq and is a predicted model, not a curated record. Gene Ontology annotation, molecular function: zinc ion binding; nucleic acid binding. The transcript is spliced from 5 exons. Lineage: Eukaryota; Metazoa; Chordata; Actinopteri; Labriformes; Labridae. The coding region runs from base 140 to 742 and encodes 200 amino acids.